AAUUCAAUAAGGUGUCAGCCUGCAAUGACGCAUGUUCUGCGCAUGUAUACUUUAUAUUUUAGGAUGGAAACUGAAGAAAAGAGAAAGGAAAAUGUUUAAAUAUGUUUAUUCCGGUUGGGUGAAGCGGACUUCGUAGAAAAAUAUGACAGAACCCAACGAAACCGUAGGCGAAGUGAGCUCUGAAGCUCUUACUCAAACAACCGGGGACUCAGCUUCAAAUGUUGAGAACGGGCAAAACGAAAACACCACAGAAGAAGUGAGGAAUGAUGAAAAUGAGACGAAGGGUCCGACUCCAUCAGCACCGAACGAGUUGAAGCUUUACGUUGGUAAUCUUCCUGAUAACUGUGUUCGAGAGGACCUCCAGACGCUCUUCUCCAAGUAUGGUGAUGUUUCACAGUGUGAUCGAGUAAAAAACUUUGCUUUUGUUCAUAUGGUUGGUGAGGAAAAUGCACGCAAGGCAAUUUCUGCGCUUGACGACUCUGAGUUCAUGGGAACACACAUACAAGUACAGAUUGCUAAGAGCAAGGGAAAACCAGCAGAAGAUGAAUGUUUCCAGUGUGGCAAAAGAGGUCACUGGGCCAAAGAUUGCUCGCAGAGGAGGUCUGGCCCAUACAGACGCAGUGGUGGCAGAUAUGAUAAUCGCUCAGCACCUUAUUCAUAUGGACCACGCAGGGACCCCUACAGUCGUGGCCCAGCCCCUAGGGAUUACGAUUAUUAUUAUGACAGGCGUGGCCCACGAGAUUAUGGUGGUGCACCACCAUACCGUAGUCGCAGCCCUGCAGGAUAUGACCGCCGAUCACCUGACUACUCCAUGGGAUAUGAAGGAUAUGGGCCUCCAAGAAGCGGAUAUGGCGUAAGAAGGUAUUAGACGUUCGAUGGCUCGGUGACCAAUCCGUUCGGGCAGAUCAAGAUUGUUAUAAUGCAGCUUCGGAGUUGAUCGAGGAUAAAAACGGCAACUGCGGCAGGCUGUGAGAGACAUGUAUUAUUACGGACAGGUUGACCAUUACUGAAAUUAAUAAAACACUAAUUCUUGAAUAAGCAUAGCACGUUAGAUUUCUCUGCUGCACAACACAGUGAUUUUAGCAUUCUAGAAAAUGCCAUUCUAAAAUGCAAGCGUCUCUUCCCAUAGGAAUCGUUUGUUUAUUAUACGUUGUUAUUUUUUAUCUUUUAUUGUUUUUCAUUCUAUAAAAUGGACGUAACUGAAAUAAUGUACGAGAUACAUUAAAGCUGAAUAAACUGGGAAAUAGACAAAGGUUGCGGAAGUCCUUUUUCACUCUUAAAUCCAAACCGUGUACUCUCUGUGAGAAUUAAAUUUCAGUCAAAUAGAUUCUGGUCCGCUAGGAAGCAGCUGAAGUCGGGUUUCUUCGCAGUUCAAGUACGGAAUGUGGCGGACAUCGUGUGGCAUACAUUAAGAUAUUAUUGAAAUUUGUAAUAACAAGUACUGAGAACAACAAUUCCAUCACAAGUACUGCACUAUUCAAGAUUUCAAACCCAUGGCUUCCUGAUGGGAAUACAAUGUCAAUCAUGAUGGUCAUUUUACAUGAAUGGUACUCACUUGGAUGAGACAGAUACAUUACUUGCCUUUUGUGUCUUUGGUAUUCCUGUGGUGGUUUCUCUUGGGUCAGGCAAAGAGGAAGUUCCAAUGCAAGCUCACAAUGCAUAUAAUUUGAUUUCAGUCAGGCACCCAUACCAACAUAAUAGGUUGCCAUCUAACCUUCGAGCACCCUUCUCCCAACCACACACAAACAUCCCUCACCUUCCCCCAACCACAGACACACCCUAAGCUCCCUAAAAGUGACAGACUGUAAAAUUCAUCUUCAAGUUCUCCAAGGUCUUUUUAAAGCCCUUGUACAAGGGAUAUCAUUAGUUAGGUUCUUGUUUGCUCCUUCAAGAUCCCAGAUGCAAUUGCCAGUCUAUAUAGGAAAUCAAAUUAGCCAGGACUAUGAGAAUUUGUUUUUGGAAAAUAUCACUGAUUAUAAUGUUGGUAAUACUCAACAUGACAAAUGGGAUUUGGCCCUUGAAUACUGAUAGAAACCCUGGAAUUGCUUCUAAAGAAACUUGCUCAUACCCUGGGAUAGACCCCUUGUAACAAUCCUACAUUGGUCCAUACAGGGUCCAUACUAAACCACUCCACCGGAUCAUGUUGAGGGAAGGAUUUGUAGGUAUAGUUCUUAUCCCAUUUUGUUUGAGCUCCAGGAAACGUCAUCAGUGCCAGUUUUGGUCUUACGAUAUGAAGUAAAAAUGUCUAAAUAAAAUUAAUAAUACCCCUUAGAACACAGAUAUCCCAACUUUUUGUAAGUUUCCAUCUGCAACCAAUGGAAGCUGCCAAUAUUUUCUAAAGUUACUUUAAUUAUUCCUUUAUCAGAUGAUUUGUUAAUGUUGUGUUAAAAAUAAAAUGAUGUGUUCAUCAAAAGGAA
Actinia tenebrosa (Australian red waratah sea anemone) is the source of this 2417-nucleotide messenger RNA. RefSeq names its product RNA-binding protein 4B. NCBI's taxonomy places the organism in Eukaryota, Metazoa, Cnidaria, Anthozoa, Actiniaria, Actiniidae. Gene Ontology annotation, molecular function: mRNA binding; zinc ion binding. Gene Ontology annotation, cellular component: nucleus. The record is from RefSeq and is a predicted model, not a curated record.